ACCCCUCUUUCGCUCCUUGAAAGCUCGCGACCAGGCCGGCCGCCGGAAUCCUCCUUAGUCAGUCGGAAAGUUCAUCGGAAACCCCCCGUCUCUCUGUCUAUUCAUAGACUCAUCGCUUGAUCAAUCAUGGAAGCACUGAAGGAAUCAGAUGGUAACUUUAUUGUUUAUAUACACCCAUCGAAAGCCAAUAAAAUAACUCAAGCCAUUAUUCGUCAGAUUAGCUCUUUGUUAUUCCAGUAUAAUCAAGUUUUUGAUGGUGUUCUAUUGGGUUAUGAUGUUAUUGAAACUGAAAAUCAAGUUGCAAAUAUCCUUCCUGGAAUUCAUCCUUUCUUUGGUGUUCGUCUAAGAACAAAAUUGUUACUUUUUAAACCUAUGCCCAACAUGCUUUUAGAGGGGAAGGUUUUGAAAAUUAGUCCACAGUCCAUUCAUAUUGUUGUUCUUGGAUUUGUAUCAGCUGUUAUAGCAGAGGAGGAUAUUCCUGAAAACUUCAAAUACAGAGUUAAGAAGCAUGGCAAGGAAUUAUUUGUAAGCAAAUCUGACAAGCUUCAUAGGAUCAAAGCUGGGACUUUUGUAAGAUUUAAUGUUAAAAGUUUCGACAAAGAGAUACUCCACAUUGCCGGUUCUUUGAUUUCAGAAAACACAGGAAAUAUUCGUUGGUUGAAUAAGAAUUCAGGAGAGCUUUCACACUCAAAUAGAAAGAGGAAGGAAGAAAAAUGGGAAACUGUAGAGGAGGAAAGUAGUGUACCUACAUUCGAUGCCCCAACUAAUUCUAGUACAGAACGUCGGCAUAAGAAAUCAAAGAAUAGGUAAGGAGAAGAUGUCAAUUCAAAACAUCGGGUAAGCUGUUUUUUAUUAUAGAUUAUGUGAAUUUUGUUGGAUGGGGUCUGAAAUCAAUUAGGUUUAAUUUGUAAACCAAGAUCCAGUGGAUUUCUAAUUUUGUAAGAUGGAAGAUCUUUUGAUCAUUUAAGAUUGAUUUUUUUGGUAGUCUAGUUUCAUUCGCACAUUGUCUUGUUUGGAAGAGACGAAUUGGAAGUUGUAUCUGUUGUCUUAAAAAUUGUUGAGUUUUAUAAAAUCGUAUCGAUAUUGGUAGA
Impatiens glandulifera is the source of this 1091-nucleotide messenger RNA. RefSeq lists its product as uncharacterized. Gene Ontology annotation, biological process: DNA-templated transcription initiation. Gene Ontology annotation, cellular component: RNA polymerase I complex. The transcript has 6 exons. The coding region runs from base 127 to 810 and encodes 227 amino acids. The record is from RefSeq and is a predicted model, not a curated record. NCBI's taxonomy places the organism in Eukaryota, Viridiplantae, Streptophyta, Magnoliopsida, Ericales, Balsaminaceae.